Molecule: messenger RNA, 1136 nt
Organism: Drosophila navojoa
Lineage: Eukaryota; Metazoa; Arthropoda; Insecta; Diptera; Drosophilidae
Gene: Spx
Product: Spliceosomal protein on the X
Biological process (GO): positive regulation of mRNA splicing, via spliceosome
Cellular component (GO): nucleolus; U2 snRNP; precatalytic spliceosome
Molecular function (GO): RNA binding
Source: RefSeq, a predicted model, not a curated record
AACACUGUGACAAUCUAAACGCCGUGUAUGGUUUGACUGCUUGCAUGGAGUUAGAAAUUGUAAAGUUGUAAUCGUUGGUUUUGUAUUAGUUUAGCAUAUAUUCCAAUAGCAAAAUGGCCGCUGGUCCAAUUGCUGAACGUAACCAAGAUGCCACCAUUUAUGCCGGCGGGCUGGACGACAAAGUUUCGGAGACUUUGCUGUGGGAGCUGUUCGUCCAAGCCGGUCCAGUUGUCAACGUGCACAUGCCCAAGGAUCGUGUCACACAAAUGCAUCAGGGAUACGGAUUUGUUGAGUUCCUAAGUGAAGAGGACGCUGAUUAUGCGAUCAAAAUCAUGAACAUGAUCAAGCUGUAUGGCAAGCCUAUACGUGUUAACAAGGCGUCAGCACAUCAAAAGAAUCUCGACGUUGGCGCCAAUAUAUUCAUUGGUAAUCUGGACGUCGAGGUGGAUGAGAAGCUGCUCUACGAUACCUUCUCUGCAUUUGGAGUCAUCUUGCAAACGCCAAAGAUUAUGCGUGACCCAGAGACGGGCAAAUCCAAAGGGUUCGCCUUCAUUAACUUUGCCAGCUUCGAGGCUAGCGAUGCUGCCAUGGAUGCCAUGAACGGACAAUAUCUGUGCAAUCGCCCCAUCUCUGUUUCAUAUGCCUUCAAGAAGGAUCACAAAGGCGAACGCCACGGUUCGGCCGCUGAACGUUUGCUGGCCGCCCAGAAUCCUUCGGCGCAUGCGGAUCGACCACAUCAACUGUUCGCCGAUGCCCCCGUACAAAAUAUGAUGCCAGUCAUGCCUGGCCAGAUGAUGCCGCCACCAAUGAUGGCACCGCCGCCACCAGUGGUGCCCGUGUCGGCCACCAACAUGGGCAUGAUAGCACCGCCGCCGCCGGUGCCGCAGCCGACACCGUUCCCAGCUACCAUACCACCGCCACCACUGCCACCGAUGGGCGGUGGUCAGCCGCCACUACCUCCCUCCAUGGGCAUACCGCCGCCGCCACGCAUGCUCCAGCCUCCAAAUGCCUGGGCACCACCCGGCAUGCCAGCACCGCCGCCGCGUCCGCCGCCAACAAAUUGGCGUCCGCCACCCGUGCCCUUUCCACCGGCUCAGUUCUCUCGUCCCUAUCAACCCGAUGGCUACCAGUACUAG